GAUUUCUAAACAGUUUAUGCAAAGGGUCAUGUUUCAUGGAGAAAGAAUCUGGACUGCUGAAACGCGCGGCACGCGUGAGUUGUGACUUGUGAGACGCCUCAGAAAAACGCAACUCCUUUUUUGCUGCGAAGAAAAGGGAUCGCGGGCACGCGACAGGGGCUUCGUCGCUAAACACUACAAACACAGAGAGAGAGAGAGCAACAACAUCUAGCACGCGACACCGCGUCCUCGAUCGGACUCGGAGGCGAACGCUCCCAUGGCGGCGGCGGCGGGCGCGGGCGGCGGCGCAGGAGGGAAGGUGUCCUUCAAGAUCAUCCUCACCUCCGACCCCAAGCUCCCUUUCAAAGUGUUCAGCGUGCCUGAGGCGGCGCCCUUCACCGCGGUGCUCAAGUACGCCGCGGAGGAGUUCAAGGUCCCGCCCCAGACAAGCGCCAUCAUCACCAACGAUGGAGUUGGCAUCAACCCCCAGCAAAGUGCAGGCAACGUGUUUCUGAAACAUGGUUCGGAGUUGCGCCUCAUCCCCCGCGACAGAGUUGGAGCUGCGGUUGUGCCUUCCUAUUAGAGGAUACAAAUGCAUAAUUAAUGAGUGAAGUGAGAGAAAUAAAACUUUGGUGUUAGCUCUGCUUGGUUGUACAAUUGUUAUACAAAGAUAAAUAAGUGAACCUAAUCGUACAUGUCUCCGUUGUAUGCUCUUGUGUGCACUUGGUGGUGCUAGGAAGUGGUUUAUUGUUUGCUUGACAGAAAAAUUGUAGCUGAAAGUACUGUUUGUUGAUC
Sorghum bicolor (sorghum) is the source of this 774-nucleotide messenger RNA. Its product is annotated as ubiquitin-fold modifier 1. Gene Ontology annotation, cellular component: cytoplasm; nucleus. Bases 257 to 562 code for a protein of 101 amino acids. The record is from RefSeq and is a predicted model, not a curated record. The transcript is spliced from 4 exons. Gene Ontology annotation, biological process: protein K69-linked ufmylation. NCBI's taxonomy places the organism in Eukaryota, Viridiplantae, Streptophyta, Magnoliopsida, Poales, Poaceae.